GUGGUUCAAAUCAAAAGGUGUGUUCUCUCUCCAGGGAGCUUCAUCUGUUCACCAAGAUCAGAAACUUUACAAUGUUUGUGCAUGAUUGAUGUCAUCAUAUGUGACUGUUGUGUGGAGCAAACCUACUUGUUGCAUGUAAUCAGGGUUGGUUUUUGUUUUUCGCUAUUGUCUCAGUUGUUGUAGCUAGCAAGGCAUUAUGGCAGAGUACACUCUGGAGGUGAAUACAGGGAGCUCACUGCAUGCAGGCACACUUGAUAACUUGUAUGUUACCCUGAUCGGCACUGAGAGGCAAUCUGAACGCACUCAGCUGACCAGCUUUGGACUGAAUGAUACUAAAAAGGUGGGAACGUAUACUGUGACUACACUGUUUUCUUUAGGAUUUCUUCUGCUCCUCAAGCUGGAGAAAGAUCCUUUCCUUGAAUCCCCAGAAAAGGAUUGGCUCUGCUCCACAGUACUGGUGAAGACACCUAAGGAGGAUGAAAUUCUCUUCCCCUGUCACACUUGGCUGUCCAGGGGGGAAUCUGUGUGGUUGAGAGGGGGAAGAGCUACAAAAGCUUUUGAAGAUCUCCAUCCUCGACUGGUAGACCAGCGGAAAAAAGAACUGGUCCAACAAAAAUUAAUGUACAAAUGGAGGAAGUAUGCAGAAGGAUUGCCAUACAUCUUAAACAUCGAUGGUCAAACAGCUGUUCCUGCAGAAAUCAGCUUUUCAUUCUCAAGAGCCUUUGAAAUAAGAUACGAGUAUGAAGCAGGAUUAGCUGAGCUCAAACUGAAAGACCUGAUAAACUCUACUGAGCAAUUUGAAAGCUUUGAGGCCUUUAAGGAGUUCUCAUGGUUCAAAAAGGCACCCAUCCCAGAGUAUGUGUCGGAGCACUGGAAGGAGGAUGACUUUUUUGGAUACCAGUUCCUUAAUGGUGUCAACCCCAUGGUGAUCCAACUAUGUUCAAAGCUGCCCUCCAACUUCCCAGUAACAGAGGAAAUGGUGAAACCUUUCCUGGCCAACGGAAGCUCUUUGACUGCGGAGAUGGAGAAGGGCAAUAUAUUCAUUAUUGAUUAUAAGAUCAUGAAAGGUCUACCCACACGAGUUAUUGAUGGUAAACCAUUAGCUUCGACAGCUCCUCUCUGCCUGCUGUACCUUAACCCAGAGAAGAAACUACUUCCCAUUGCAAUUCAGCUCCAUCAGCAGCCCUCAGAGGACAACCCAAUUUUUCUGCCAAGCGACUUGGAAUCUGACUGGUUGCUGGCCAAGAUUUAUGUGAGGAAUGCAGAUGCCAUUCACGGCAGCACAGUCAGCCAUUUGCUGAGAGUUCAUCUACUGGCAGAAGUUUACACACUUUCAACACUUCGCAACCUCCCAAUGAAUCACCCCCUGCACAAGUUGUUGAUCCCCCAUCAUCGAUAUACCCUGCAAAUAAACAUCAUUGCUCGUGCUCGUUUAUAUGGCCCUGGUAGAUUCCUUGGAGAAACUUCAAUUGGAACAGAUGGAGUGGAAGAACUGAUGAGAAGGGGGCUUGCUCACGUGACCUACACCUCCCUCUGCCUGCCUGAAGACAUUGCAGCUAGAGGACUGGAGUCCAUCCCCAACUUUUAUUUCAGAGAUGAUGGAAUAAGGGUUUGGAGCAUCAUCAACAGCUUUGUAAAGGCAAUGGUGGCCUAUUAUUACUCAUCUGACAGUGAAGUGUCUUCAGAUUCCGAGCUCCAGGAAUGGAUCAAUGAGAUCUUCCACUACGGAUUUCUAGGAAGACAUGACUCAGGAAUCCCUUCAAGCUUUCAAACUGUGGAAGAACUUAUCAAGUUUGUCACGAUGGUGGUCUUCACAUCAACAAGUCAGCAUGCAGCAGUGCACUCCGGACAGUUUGAUCUUCAGGGUUGGAUUCCUAAUGCUCCAAUUGUGCUGUACCAUUCUCCUCCAACAACGAAAGGACAGUCAAGUAUGGAAGCCAUUUUGGCAAAUCUGCCGAACAAAUCAACUGCAGGAAAAUCCAUUUCACUUUUGUGGCGGUUCAGCAGGAAGUACAGUGAUUUUUUAUCUCUGGGUACUUAUCCAGAGCAACGCUUUGAAGAGCCUGCAGCCUUACAGAUGAUCAAGGAUUUUCAAGCAGAGCUAUCCUCCCUCAGCGUGACUAUUAGCAAUCGCAACACAGAGCUGGAGCUGCCUUAUAAUUACUUGAACCCAAAAGAAAUAGAAAACAGUGUAACUUCUUGACCUACAUUAUUUCAACAGUGGUAAAUGAGAUGUUCCAGCUAUCGUGUCCAAUGUAUUGCAAAUAUUGUGUAUCUAGUGCAGUGAUUCCUGUACUAUACUUGAAAAUGUAAGCUUAUCCUUAAAAUAAAGAUUUAUAUGGAUGAUGUA
Messenger RNA from Centropristis striata (black sea bass), 2350 nucleotides. Its product is annotated as hydroperoxide isomerase ALOXE3-like. The transcript is spliced from 14 exons. NCBI's taxonomy places the organism in Eukaryota, Metazoa, Chordata, Actinopteri, Perciformes, Serranidae. Gene Ontology annotation, molecular function: protein binding; iron ion binding; oxidoreductase activity, acting on single donors with incorporation of molecular oxygen, incorporation of two atoms of oxygen. The record is from RefSeq and is a predicted model, not a curated record. Gene Ontology annotation, biological process: lipid oxidation; linoleic acid metabolic process. The coding region runs from base 197 to 2203 and encodes 668 amino acids.